This is a messenger RNA of Ruditapes philippinarum (Manila clam), 1185 nucleotides long. RefSeq lists its product as uncharacterized. The transcript is spliced from 2 exons. The coding region runs from base 1 to 1185 and encodes 394 amino acids. The record is from RefSeq and is a predicted model, not a curated record. Lineage: Eukaryota; Metazoa; Mollusca; Bivalvia; Venerida; Veneridae.
AUGAAAGAUAUAGAACAGCAAGAUGAUGUAAGAAAUAUUAUGGAAAAGAUUACAAUAGAUGACAACAAGAAACUUACAGAACAACAAACUGAACAAAUUCGAGAAUUACUACAGAAACAUAUACAGACUUUCUCCAAAGAUGACUCGGAUAUAGGCAACUGUCCAAAAGUUAAACAUCGAAUAGACCUCAUUGAUGACGUACCCUUUAAACAGCCUCAUAGACAAAUUCCUCCAAACAUGGUAGAAGAAGUAAGGAAUCAUUUACAACAACUUCUCAACACAGGAAUUAUAAGGAAAUCUAAGACACCCUGGGCAUCUAAUAUUGUUUUAGUACGAAAGAAGAAUGGUUCAUUGAGGAUGUGUGUGGACUUUCGACAAUUAAACAACAAAUCCGUCAAAGAUUCUUAUGCAUUACCGCUUAUUGAAGAGGUUUCUACAUUGGAUAUGAAAUCGGGUUAUAACCAGGUAGAAGUUGAAGAAAUACACAAAGAAAGAACGGCAUUUACGGUAGGGCCUUUAGGAUUUUUUGAAUAUGUAAAGAUGCCAUUUGGACUUUCAAAUUCAACAGCAACAAGAUUUUUCAAGAACUUUUCCAAGAUAACCAAACCAUUAACAGAUCUAUUGCCAGGCACUUUAUCAAAGAAAAAGAAGAAAUCCGUGAAAGAAUGGACAUGGACGGAUACAGAACAACACAUUUUUGAUGAUCUUAGAGAAAAGCUGACUCAACCACCAGUAUUAGCCUAUCCAGAUUUUAAAAGACCGUUUGAGUUACAUACGGAUGCGAGUGGGGUUGGUCUUGAAGCUAUUCUUUAUCAAGAUAGUAGAGUUAUUUCAUAUGCCAGCAGGUCAUUGACCAAAUCAGAGAAGAAUUAUUUAGCCUUCAAGUUAGAGUUUUUGGCGUUGAAGUGGGCCGUAACCGAAAAAUUUAAAGACUAUCUUGCAAUACAACACUUUACAGUUCUUACCGACAACAACGCCUUGACCUACAUACUCACAUCAGCAAAACUAGACGCAACUGGACAUAGAUGGGCAUCAGAAGCGGGUGAAUUUAACUUUUAUAUCAAGUAUAGAGCUGGUUAUAAAAAUAUUGAUGCAGACGUUAUGAGCAGACUUCCUGAAAUAGAUAAAACAGAUGGAGAUACUUUUAUAAUGGACAACUCAGCAGUGAAAGCCAUAUGCAAAUAA